ACAGUGAACAGUGUGACCUAGCCGCGCGCCACCCGCCCGCUCCCUCCUCCUGACUACCCGACCGCGGUGCGCCCGCACGCCGCCGCGCCGCCCCUCACCCGGCCGUGCCUCGACAUUCUACUACCGCACUUCCUGCCCUGUUCCCCAAACUACCGCCCUCUGCUGCAGUUAUUUUUUUCUUUCCCCGGCGUUCGCUCGAUUGCUGCGUGAAAUUGAGAGAUGAGGAAGCUCAAGUUCCACGAGCAGAAGCUCCUCAAGAAGACCAAUUUCUUGGAGUACAAGAGGGAGCGCGGCCAUCGCGAGGCGCUCGUCACACAGCGCUACGGCCUCGUCGAGAGGGACGACUACAAGAAGUACAACGGGAUAUGCUUAAUGGUGCAGAAGCUCGUUAACAUCAUAAAGCAGAUGGACCCGAGAGACCCUUUCAGAAUCGAGAUGACAGAUAUGCUUCUCGAUAAGCUGUAUAAUAUGGGUGUAAUUUCAACAAAAGAGAGCUUGAUAAAGUGUGAGAAACUUUCAGUGAGCGCCUUCUGCAGGCGGAGACUUGCAACAGUUAUGGUGAAGCUCAAGUUUGCAGAGCACCUUAAGGAGGCUGUGACAUACAUCGAACAGGGGCAUGUGCGUGUCGGUCCAGAGACAGUCACGGAUCCAGCCUUUCUUGUGACCAGAAACAUGGAGGACUUCAUCACCUGGGUGGAUUCCUCAAAGAUCAAGAGGAAGGUCAUGGAGUACAAUGAUGCAUUGGAUGAUUUUGAUGCCAUGUUCUGAGAAAAAUCAUUCUGCAGAAAUCUCUGUGCCCAUCAGUGUAAUCUUAGGCCAGUCACAUGUGGCUUUUUCUGAACAAAAUCUGUGGCAGUUGUUUUCUGCAGGGCUACAUGCAUUUGCGUUACAGAUGUGAUGCAAUUUUGUGGUUUGGUUGAAGGCACAUUAUAAUUUAUAUCUGAUGUAGUUGUGCAAUUGUCUUUGUUAUGAUA
Sorghum bicolor (sorghum) is the source of this 974-nucleotide messenger RNA. Its product is annotated as U3 small nucleolar ribonucleoprotein protein IMP3. The record is from RefSeq and is a predicted model, not a curated record. The transcript has 5 exons. Gene Ontology annotation, molecular function: structural constituent of ribosome; snoRNA binding; rRNA binding. The coding region runs from base 220 to 768 and encodes 182 amino acids. Lineage: Eukaryota; Viridiplantae; Streptophyta; Magnoliopsida; Poales; Poaceae. Gene Ontology annotation, cellular component: Mpp10 complex; small-subunit processome; small ribosomal subunit. Gene Ontology annotation, biological process: rRNA processing.